This is a messenger RNA of Syngnathus acus (greater pipefish), 2415 nucleotides long. RefSeq names its product terminal nucleotidyltransferase 2 (gene tent2). Gene Ontology annotation, cellular component: cytosol. The transcript has 15 exons. The record is from RefSeq and is a predicted model, not a curated record. NCBI's taxonomy places the organism in Eukaryota, Metazoa, Chordata, Actinopteri, Syngnathiformes, Syngnathidae. Gene Ontology annotation, molecular function: poly(A) RNA polymerase activity. Bases 103 to 1527 code for a protein of 474 amino acids.
CUGUAACGUUCCCCUUAAAUAAAAAAUAAUGACGUCACUGCAACGCGAGAUCAAGCGAUCAGGAAGUAGCUCACGGUGAUAAAUGCAGUGGCUUCGCGAGACAUGUUCCCACGUGAUUCGUCAUCGGGGAGGCGACCAGCCUACAGCCCACGGCCCGCUUGCAUGGAUCCCCACUUUUAUGAGCACAGAGCAGUUGACAAUAUGUGUCUCAAUAGCUAUGAUGGCCCACCACGUGACAGCUUGCCUCCUCAUGAUUGGAGGCCUUGCCCAUUGCCUCCCUUUCCACCUUCUCAAACUAGGAGUGACUGGCGCAAGAGAAAACACGAGGACGAUGACUUCCCGCUUGAGAAGCGCCGACGUGGCGACGACUCAUCCCUCCCCCCUUCAGGAAAUCCUCACAUUUGGCACGAUCGGCCCUGUUUCAGAUCUGACCAUGCAUUGCCAGGCUCCUCGAGAUCAUCCUCAGAUUUUGAUCACCCUCAUUCCCAUGUGCACUGUAACGCUCCCACAACCCCGUGUGGCUCCAUGAACCUGAACGUCCGUGAUGACGACAAGCUAAGCUUUCAGGUGGCCAAUCUGUUUGAGAUAUGCCAGCAGCAGCCUUCGGAUUUAUGUCGGAAAGAGACGUGCAGAAGUUUGCUGCAACGAGACAUGCGUGUCUCCACAAUGGGGCAGCUGUAUUUGACGGGAUCCACCAUGAGCGGAUUAGCCUGCCGGAGCAGCGAUGCCGAUUUGUGUUACGUCCUCCAUGAAAAUACAAAAACAGAUCCAAUUACAGUGCUCUCUGCCCUCCAAAGGAUUAUGAGGUCAAUGAAUUUAGUAGAGCGGCUCCAUCUGAUCAGAGCCAAAGUGCCCAUCCUCAGGUUCCAAGAGAGAGGCAGCAAUCUGACUUUUGACCUGAACGUGAACAACAUAGUGGGCAUCCGAAACACAUUCCUUCUGAAGAGUUAUGCUUACGUUGAGCCCAGGAUACGACCACUCAUCCUUGUUGUCAAGAAGUGGGCACAGCAUCGUCAAAUCAAUGAUGCCAGUCAAGGAACGUUAAGCAGCUACACGUUGGCGCUGAUGGUGCUGCACUACCUUCAGACCCUUCAAACACCAGUGCUCCCUUCACUGCAGAUGGAUUUUCCAGAGUGUUUUGAUCCCUCUUUGGAGAUUGACAUGAUCCCCGAGGGAGCCGAACACAUCCCCCGCUUCAAUUCACGAAACCAGUCGUCUCUGGGAAUGCUGCUUCUGGGCUUUCUCAGAUAUUAUGCGACCGAAUUCAGCUGGAAGAAAACCGUGAUUUCUGUCCGAGUUGGCAAAGCGCUGCCCAGGCACAAUCAUCCAAAGUGGAAAGACACACUCCUAUGUGUAGAAGAGCCGUUUGAGAGAAAAAAUGUUGCCCGGGCAGUCAACAAGCAGGCCAAAUUUGAUUACAUUAAAUCUCAGUUUCUUGAGUCCUGGCUAAUGCUACGGAAGGAAAUGGACCUAAACUCCAUUCUUCCUAUGCAAGAGAUCAUUGAUGAGGAAACAUCCUGGAAAUAAAUAAGGAGUUCUUUGAGCUCAGCUUUUCGCAGGCCGUCUCUGGAUCCCCAUUGUUCAAAAUGUCCCGGUCCACUGGAAAUUUGUAGGAUUUGCUUAUACUGACUUCAGCGUCCUCUUGUCAAUGUGCCCAAAUGUCUUUCUUUUGUACAAGUUUGUAUGAUUUUUUUAUGUUAAGAAAUUAAAUCUACAGAGCCCACAAGAUGUCAAAGGAGAAAAAAAAAAAAAAAAAAAAGCCUUUGCAUUCCCUCGCAAUCUUUUUGGUCCCGCUCAAAUAGUUGACUUCCCUCAAAAAGAUUUGUAUUCACAAUGAUUACGAGGGAAGUCAAAUAUUUGGGAGGGAAUCUUUGCGAGCAAGUAUAAUUUUUUUUCGGGGCACAGUUCUGGUUUCUUUUUUUUUUUUUUUUUUUUUUUUUUUUUUUUUUUUUUUCUUCCACGUCAUCUCAGGGGCUCCUUAUAAAUCAGUAUUGGUGAUUUAUUUUAAUUUAUUGUGAAGUAUGAUGGAUUUUAUACCUUUAAUGAAAAGCAAAAAUGUAUAUUUCUUUAUCCCACCACUGAGUUCCAAUCCAGACUGAAAAUGGACAAAUUUAACGGAUUUAAUUCAGAGUACAGUUUAUUUAGAUCAGAUGGUAGUUCAUGGACAAAAUACCAACUUUUGUUUUCUUUUCAUACGAGUGAAGCUUUUAAGCUGUGUGUCUGUGUUUCUCAAGCAUUGCCAAGAACAGCAGGGUAGACCAGGGGGUUCUGUUUCAGCACAUGGCCUAUAUUUAACUUAGCAACAGGGAUUUUGAUCUUAAAGCUACACGAGUCCAGUUGCAUUUUGUUAGUACAGAUUGAUGUUCACAACAUGUAUGUUUGCCAACAUUACCAAUAACAUUUUGUAAGAAUGUA